UCAACGGAUGCGCACGAGGGAGAGGCGCCGCCACCGGUGCCCGUGCACGCUGGCGAGCUGUCGCAUCAGCCAACGCUCCCUGCGUGGCUGCAGCCGCAUCUCGGCGGCCUGGGCCUCGAGCACCACCACCUCCUCUACCACCACCACCACGACCAGCAGUCGCCCCGAGAUGCCCUUGAUUCGAGUAUAGGGCGCGUGCGAGGGACCCCACACGCGGCUGCUGCAAUGAACCGCCACCCGGAUGGCAGUGACGACUGGCAGGGGUGGUCUCAGGCGUGCAUGUGGCAGUGGGAAGCCGACUCUCCGGCUCAGGCACCGCAGCUGGUGCCGCAGCGGAGACCUUUGGCUGCGCAUUGCCGAGAGCCGAUGUCGCAAGCAUGGAAGAGGCGGGCGGGACGUCCUCAGCGGGCGAGGAGGACAUAGCGGCAACACCCCCGACAGGAGGUGCCCUCGGGUGGACGGGAUCUAUCGACAGAUCCGCUUCUGUUGCUGGGGCCGCGUCUGCCGAAUGACGCAGGACUCCCGUAGGCUGCAUGGGUAUCCGUAACACGCUUGAACGUCACAUCACGUGACUGAGAUGCUGAGUCGAAGCAGAUGCCUGGUCGUCGAGGACGCAAGAUCUUCAAGUAGGACAGAAAUCUAUCAGACAGCUGCUUUCCACGCACGAAUCGCAGCUCUUUGCUUCUUGAGGGGCAACUGCGAGUUUAGCUGGAGGCGUGGAUCGGAGGAAGAG
Messenger RNA from Vitrella brassicaformis, 733 nucleotides. NCBI's taxonomy places the organism in Eukaryota, Vitrellaceae. The record is from the annotation of a GenBank genome assembly.